This is a messenger RNA of Heterobilharzia americana, 261 nucleotides long. NCBI's taxonomy places the organism in Eukaryota, Metazoa, Platyhelminthes, Trematoda, Strigeidida, Schistosomatidae. The record is from the annotation of a GenBank genome assembly.
AUGAACAGGUUGAAUAAUACAGCGAAGCCACUGAAAAUUGGUAAUAAAUAUGCACUCCAUACACCAAUCAAUAUGGAUACAUUACACUUUGCAUUUUGUAAAGAAGACCAAUUACUUUUCUUCAAUAACUCACACUGUUCGAAUACUUCAGCUGGAGUCUCAGAAAAUCCUAUUUCAUAUGGUAGCGUUGACAUGGAAAAAACUCGUUAUUCAACACUCAUGAAUGCAAGACGCAAAUACUCUAAGACAAUUACAUUUUAA